UGUGUAGCGUCACCGUGGCUGUUUAAUCUGUUCAUGGACAGUAGUUUGCAGGAUUUGAGAAAUGAUGAAUGUGGGCUGAAAAUGAGUGGGUUACCCGUCAAAUGUCUUCUUUACGCCGAUGACCUGGUACUACUAGCGUCAUCGGGCGAGGAGUUGCAGGAGAUGGUAACUAGAAUGCAUGGGUCUUUUGAAAGGAAAGGAAUGAAAAUUAAUGUAAGCAAGACGAAAGUAAUGGUAUUUGAAAAGGAAGAAAAUAUGACUAACUGUGAGAUUUUGAUUGGUCAAGAAAGAGUGCAACAAGUGAAAGAGUUUGUGUAUCUGGGAACCUUGUUCACUAGGGACGGUAAGCAUGAUAAGGACAUUGAAAGGAGAGUGAAUGCUGGAAAUCGCGUGAAUGGGGCACUUAACGCUUUUAUGAGCAGCCAAAAGGUGUCGCAAAAAGCACGGUUGGCUGUGCAUAGAGGGGUGUUGGUGCCUACACUCAUGUAUGGUAGCGAAAGUUGGGUAUGGCAGAAGAGGCAUCAGAGCCAAGUGAAUGCAGUGGAAAUGAGAGCGUUGAGAAGUGUGUGUGGUGUGAGAUUACAAGAUAGAAUUAGGAACAGUGUGAUAAGGGAAAAGUGUGGACUGAACGAAGAUGUAGUGACAAAAAUUGAGAAAGGCUGACAAAGAGAGUGUAUAAGGGAGAAGUAGAAGAGGGAGUUGGAAGGGGCAGACCUCGGCGGACUUUCUUCGAU
Messenger RNA from Cydia amplana, 734 nucleotides. RefSeq lists its product as uncharacterized. Bases 34 to 663 code for a protein of 209 amino acids. The transcript has 2 exons. NCBI's taxonomy places the organism in Eukaryota, Metazoa, Arthropoda, Insecta, Lepidoptera, Tortricidae. The record is from RefSeq and is a predicted model, not a curated record.